Molecule: messenger RNA, 723 nt
Organism: Fusarium redolens
Lineage: Eukaryota; Fungi; Ascomycota; Sordariomycetes; Hypocreales; Nectriaceae
Product: nucleotide-diphospho-sugar transferase
Exons: 2
Coding region: 1-723 (240 amino acids)
Biological process (GO): protein O-linked glycosylation via mannose; GPI anchor biosynthetic process
Cellular component (GO): endoplasmic reticulum membrane
Molecular function (GO): dolichyl-phosphate beta-D-mannosyltransferase activity
Source: RefSeq, a predicted model, not a curated record
AUGGCCGCAAAGACGAACAAGUACUCGGUUAUCUUGCCAACCUACAAUGAGCGCAAGAACCUGCCCAUCAUUACCUGGUUGUUGAACCGCACCUUUACUGAGAACAACCUCGAUUGGGAACUCAUCAUCGUCGACGACGGCUCCCCCGACGGAACCCAAGAAGUUGCCCAGCAGCUUGUCAAGGUCUACUCCCCCCACGUUCUCCUCAAGCCCCGCGCUGGCAAACUCGGCCUCGGAACAGCCUACGUCCACGGUCUCAAGUUCGUCACCGGCAACUUUGUCAUCAUCAUGGACGCCGACUUCUCGCACCACCCCAAGUUCAUCCCCGAGAUGGUCGCUCUCCAGGCCAAGGGCAACUACGACAUCGUCACAGGUACUCGCUACGCUGGAAACGGUGGUGUUUUCGGUUGGGAUCUCAAGCGCAAGUUUGUCAGCCGUGGCGCCAACUUGUUCGCCGAUACUGUCCUCCGCCCUGGCGUGAGUGACCUGACUGGCAGCUUCCGACUUUACAAGCGUGCUGCGUUGGAGAAGGCUAUUGCUAGCACUGAGAGCAAGGGUUACAGUUUCCAGAUGGAGCUUAUGGUGCGUGCGAAGGCUUUGGGAUGCACCGUCGCUGAGGUUCCCAUCUCUUUCGUCGAUCGUCUGUAUGGUGAGAGCAAGCUUGGUGGCGAUGAGAUUGUUCAGUAUGCCCAGGGUGUCUUCAACCUGUGGCUCAAGGUCUAA